AUUCAAAGCCGGAAGAAGCGGAGCUGCCCUUCUGAUUGUUGUCUUCGUGUGUGUCACCGGCAGGGCGUUGUUUCUACUUUUUGGAUGUAAUAUCUCAUUUGAAAGAACUGUGGAGGUCAGUGACAACUGGAAAGAAGUGCAGAAUUUGUUCUCCUUGCAUAAAUCACAAUGUCUUACAGAACAGGAGACAGCUAUGGCUCACAGCCUAGAGAUUUCAACACAUUAAUCCAGAUAUGCAGCUCCAACAUCCAAAAAAUCACACAAAACACUGCCCAAAUAAAGAACAUGGUCAACCAGCUGGGAACAAAGCAGGACAGCAGCGAUCUGCAGGAGAGAUUACAACAGAUGCAACACAGUACAAAUCAGCUGGCAAAGGAGACCAACAAGCACUUAAAGGAGCUCGGAUCCCUGCCAGUUCCACACUCUCCUUCAGAACAGAGGCAACAGAAGCUCCAGAAAGAAAGGCUAAUGAAUAAUUUCUCUGGAGCACUAAACACUUUACAGGCAGUCCAACGGAGAGCAGCAGAAAAGGAGAAAGAAUCCGUAGCCAGAGCAAGAGCUGGAUCUCGCCUCUCGGCAGAUGAGGUACAUCGUGAUGAGCAGUUGGUGUCUUUUGAAAGUAAUGAUGAAUGGCCACAGUCACAGGCACAGACUGAAGAGGUUGCCAUCACUGAAGAAGAUCUGGAGCUCAUUAAAGAGAGAGAGACAGCAAUUCGACAACUUGAGUCAGACAUUCUGGACGUGAAUCAAAUAUUUAAAGAUUUGGCUGUGAUGAUUCAUGACCAAGGGGAGAUGAUUGACAGCAUUGAAGCAAAUGUAGAAAGCUCUGAGGUGCAUGUGGAGAGGGGGACUGAGCAGUUACAGCAAGCAGCCUACUAUCAGAAAAAGUCAAGAAAGAAGAUGUGCAUUUUUGCCGUGGUUAUGUCACUGAUUGCAGUGAUCUUGGGCAUCAUCAUUUGGCAGGCCACUAAAUGAGGAGAAUGUUUGUUUUUUCCCCCAGAGAUUUGACAGCAUUGUUGUCCAUUCAAAUGGAAAACGAUUUGCACUGACAGAGAAAACACUGUCUUUGAAAUGAAAUUCUCCGUAAGAGAGAAGCACACUUCCAUGGAGCUCUUUUAGAAACACACUUACAAGUUCAUGUGAAGACAAACUAGUCGUUUCUUGACAUAUGAAUUCAGUAUUUGUUAUUGUAAAAACAAAACAAAAUACAUUAUGUAAUUUCCAUGCUCAUUCUUUUUUUCUAUAUGGUUAUUAUUUACUGCACAAACACUAACUCCAAAGCUUAUUUUCAAGAUGUGUAAUAUACAGUAUGUAUGAAAUGAAAAAAAUAACCUGCAUUUAAAUUAUUGUCAAGAUAUCUAACUGGCAGUUUUAUUUUCUCUUAAUGAACUUAAAAUCUAAGAUUUUUCUGUAGUAGACAUAUAGUAAUAAAUAAAAUAUUAAAUAAUUGGAAUGUUACAGUUCUGCCAAAAUGAAGGCUAUUCUUUGAAUCUCUUUUUGAUUAUUAAGUCAUUUCUGUGCAAAUAUUUGCUUUAUAAAUGUACUUUAUAAUGUUUUGGCGUAACAAUUUUUUAAAGAAAAACCGUUGCAUUUAUAUUGAUUUAGACAGAUCUGGUCUCUUCACUGCCUCAUGGGAAAAUAAAAAAUACAUGAAUACUAUCAAGCCAGGCUCUCCACACCUUCAUUUGGAGGAAACAAAAAACAAACUGUUGUUCCAAAGCUGGCCACAUUACUGGUGCAUUGCUGGUAUUUUAAACUUUUUUUAUUAUUGGACUGCCUGAGAGUAAAAACUAUAUCCUGGCCAAUUAUUUUAUUGUUUUUUUUAUUUAUUAUUAGUUGUCUUAUUGGAGAUUUCUGUGGUGGUGUAUUAGUACUGUGAGACUUAAAUGCGUCCAUGUCAGGAAACAACCAUUAGGAACUGACUCUGAAUCCUGGACCUUCACUCAAAGCUGGAGUUCCUGAAUGAGGAUGUUCUUCAGCUGCUUAGUUCUUCAACCACCAAAAUAUAUUCUUUGUAAUAAAAUUGCAUAUUAUUUGGUCACUGAUUACUUUAAGGCUUGUGCUUAACUAUUGUUUGAUUACAUUGCCUUUAAAGGAAACCUCGAAUCAAGAAGUAGGGAGGCCAUCUGUCUGUUCUGUAAUAUGUAGGAUGUGAACCCUAAUUACACCAGUUCUCAUCUGGUACUUGGUAAUCUGUAUAUUUUUUAUCAAAUUAUAGGAAGCAGUCCAUUCUUGAAAUACUACAAACAGUGGUGUUUCCAAAUACUUCAACUGUAAGUAUGCUUGCCCUUAAAAAUGUGAAUUUAUUUUUUUGGUUAACAUGAAUGCUUGAUGUUAGGAAGAAGAAGAAGAAGAAGAAAACACAUUCCCUGAACCCAUUUCUGGCAGCGAUUUUUAUUUAUUUUUUUCUUCAUAAGAUUAUCUCAUAAAAAUCCACAUUUUUGGGGAAUCUUUUGUGCAUACAUCGUUCAGUUAAUUACCAGCUGGUCAGUUGCCAAACCAUUUGUUAAAAAAUUAAAGUGAAGUUUCAUUCACAGUAGUUCCUCGGUUUUAAGACUAGAAACGUUUUAUUGAGAUUCAUGGUUUCUUGUUCAAUAGUGACAUGAUCCUUUCUUUUGUCAUAUUUGAGUAUUUAGUUCCUACACUAUUUCUGUUUAUGAAGUUCUCUGUAGCAGUCUUGUAACUUUAAUUAUCCAUUUUAGAUGUUGUAAUACAGCAAAAAAGACAGUGGGUAUCGGCUUCAGCUGCUGUUAGGAGCAAGUAAAGUAUUUUAUUCAAGAAGUACAUGAAGUGUGUUAAUGGCUGGACACAUGGUUGAGUUGGGCAUAUUUUGCCGCUUUGUCUGUUAAGCGUAAUAACCAUAAUAAAUCUCCUUUCUUUAGAGCAAGAAUAAGUGUUUCCUGACGAUAUUUCAAUCCAUUGUAAAUUUGCUUUUAAACAUUUGAUACUGAUAUACAAUAGAGUUGAAUAAGUGUGUUGUCAGAUUAAACCAAUUUUCUUUAUUUUAUAA
Messenger RNA from Erpetoichthys calabaricus (reedfish), 3010 nucleotides. RefSeq names its product syntaxin-12-like. Lineage: Eukaryota; Metazoa; Chordata; Cladistia; Polypteriformes; Polypteridae. Gene Ontology annotation, biological process: intracellular protein transport; vesicle-mediated transport; vesicle fusion. Gene Ontology annotation, cellular component: SNARE complex; postsynaptic recycling endosome; synaptic vesicle membrane. The record is from RefSeq and is a predicted model, not a curated record. The coding region runs from base 169 to 975 and encodes 268 amino acids. The transcript has 10 exons. Gene Ontology annotation, molecular function: SNAP receptor activity; SNARE binding.